This is a messenger RNA of Caenorhabditis elegans, 415 nucleotides long. It is a transcript of the gene F12A10.9, whose product is annotated as Glycine-rich cell wall structural protein. NCBI's taxonomy places the organism in Eukaryota, Metazoa, Nematoda, Chromadorea, Rhabditida, Rhabditidae. The transcript has 2 exons. The record is from RefSeq and is marked reviewed. The coding region runs from base 24 to 347 and encodes 107 amino acids.
UCCUGUUUUUAAAUUUGAUUAUCAUGCAUUCAACUACUCUAUUCUUCGUUGUUUUUGGUAUCUUGGUGGCUGUAUCGUUGGCGUUUGAUGACUUGAAUCAUCCGAAGAACUUACAAUGGAGAUCUUCAGAAGGAAGCCGUGUUAAACGAUGGGGUGGCUGGGGAGGCGGAUACCCAGGAGGUUACGGAGGUGGUUAUCCAGGUGGAUACAGUGGCUAUGGUGGUGGAUAUCCUGGAAUGUAUGGUGGUGGAAUGGGUGGAAGCUAUGGGAGCAGCUCAUGGGGAAGCUACUCGAGCUCAAGAUCUGGAGGAUUUAGCAGUUUUAAUAAUGGAUACUAUGGACGAUAAGUCGGUUCUCAAUUCUGAUCUCACUGUUUUAAAUAUGAAAUUUCGUUUGUAUAAAUUCGUUGAUUAAA